UUUUAAAUUGCUUUUAUUGCUAUUUUAUUGCUGUUUAAGCUUUGAGCUGGGUGAUUUAUUUGAGCAUUUCAGACCUCUGUGAACUGUAGCUUUUACUCCUCUGCCCGCGACACCCCACCUACCAUGGCGACAUCCGACCUUCCACCACAAAUCCUGAGCGUCGGGACUUAUACAUUCACAAUCUCUGAAGCCGGGGAGAGUGACAUCCCCGAAUUCUGUGAUGUCUUCGACAGUGCCUUCACUGGUAAUCUGCUCUUCAAUACCAUGAGCGGGACAGGUGACCGCGCUGCGCUGAGAGAAGAGAAUAUCGUGUUCUGGAAGAAGCAGGGGGUUAUAAGUGGGCGCAGACAUUUUAAGGUUGUUGAUGAGGGGACUGGCAAAAUCGCAGCUAUUUCCCAUUGGUGGUUCCCGCAUGUCUUGACGCCUGAAGAGGAGGCCGCAGCGGAGGAAGCCAAGAAAGCGCCAAAGCCAGAACCGAUUCAGGGGACUAAUAGUAAGGCACAGGAGGCGUUUAAGACGCAGCUGUUCGAGAUGCGGGACAAGUGGUUGAAGAAGGAUGAUAUGUAUUUGAUGAAUAUUCUUGCUGUCCUUCCCACGUACCAACGUCUCGGCCUCGGCGCGGCGCUACUGGCGCCUGUGCUAAGGCUCGCCGAUAGAGAGGGAAAGAAGACGUAUAUUGAGGCAUCGGAGGCGGGCGAGAAGCUAUAUCGACGACUUGGCUGGGUGGAGACGGGAGAUACAAUUAGUCUUGAUUUUACAGAGUUUGGAGCUGAGGGGAAGGUCGAUAUUCUGCUUAUGAUGAGGGAACCGGGAGCGGGGAUUACGCUGUGAAGAAUAGGGACGAAGCAACGACGGGAGGAUCUGUGACGGACUACGUGGAGACUGGGGGGCGUGAGUAAGUUGUAAUGUGGCUAUUUGCUUCUCAUAUUUGCUGUGAUGGGCGGUGUUGGAAUGCGAAGCCCAUACUAGGAUAAGUCCUCUUGUUAAUAUCUAACCUUUCAAAACGAAAUCAUUUUACUUCAGUCUUCCUGAGAGCCAGCCAGGUAAAUGUGCUACUUACGCUUUUCCGCCAAACACUCGUCAGUAACAACAAAUCUGAAGCGAUGCAUCUAUUUAACACUUACUCUCUCCUCAAUUGCUUCAGUAACCACUCCUUCUGUACCUGGGGCUGCGAACGCCAUUGCAGCAAAGAAAACAGAAACCAUAACAACAAAGUUAGGGAAAUGCAUAAUGAAGACG
Molecule: messenger RNA, 1239 nt
Organism: Pseudogymnoascus verrucosus
Lineage: Eukaryota; Fungi; Ascomycota; Leotiomycetes; Thelebolales; Thelebolaceae
Exons: 4
Coding region: 124-831 (235 amino acids)
Molecular function (GO): acyltransferase activity, transferring groups other than amino-acyl groups
Source: RefSeq, a predicted model, not a curated record